AGUUUUAUCACGAAACGCCAUCUGAAAGUUACUUUGGCCUGCCACCGAAUAUUAUAAGCCGAAUCGUAGCAGGAACUCAGUUGUGAAAGCGUCUUAAAGCCGAUCGGGCAUGGGGAGAUUGUACGCUGAAGAAUUUGCCAGAUAGGUGUCUAGUUAAACCAGCGAUGUCUAUAACAACCAUCCAACAACCGCGAAAACAAAUCGCUAGUUUAGUUGUUAAACCUUGACUCCGCUUAUAAUAUUAUAAUGAGUACAUAAUUAUCCAUGGAAUACUAGCUUCAUAAUUUCUUAUACAAAUGUUGUUUAAACAUGGCCAGCUAAGAACAUCAUCUCCCACAUCAUGUCUCCUCUCUUUUUUCUCCCUGCGAACCGCAAAAUUCUUGUCUCAUAUAUUCCGCAAAGGAGCAUGAAUUAAGUUUAGUCGUUUACUCUUAUUCCAACAAAUGAGUGAAAGAACCAUAGUUCCAAUAUUCGUCUUCUGGGCUUUCCUCACAAUCAUCACACCGACACUUGUUCUCUUGUCAGAGAAUUCAAAGCGGGACUUCGAUUUCUAUGGCAAUUCAACGGAGGUAGCAGAUGAUAGAAGAGUGAUGGGUCAAAGAGAGUAUCCUAUCGAAAAAACAACGGCGUGCACGACGGCUGUAGCAGCGGAGGAGUUGACCCCUGCACCAGCACAAGGACCAAUUGUGUCAUUACCUGCCGGAGCUAACUUGACGGCGUCCCACCAUAAUGGUAGUGCUGGAUGCAAUAAAACUGAUCAGGGACCGGCGCAAUUGCUUCCCAGAAAACACCUCAAGCAAACAAAACUCCAAUCCUCACUGGAUAGCAGCUGAAGGGAAUGGCUUUGGAUCUCAGACUGACGAUCUGUGCUCAUGGGGGAACGAUGUAAAUUGGUAAGAUAAAACGUUACUUUAUAGCUUAUAUGCUUCAAGUUUAGACGUGGCUUGGCAUGGGUUGUUCAGCAAAGCGGCAUUUUUUCCUGCUGUUGGUGUGAAAAUAGAAAGAGACAGAGAACACAUGACGGCACAACAAUUGGACAAAAAGAGUCUCACCAAAUUUUGUACCUACUGUAUGGGUAUAAAUAUAUAAUUGCACAAAUAAUAAUGCCAUGUCUAUUAUAUUUUUUAAAAAAAAGGAUUGAUGUAAAUCUGAUUGGUGUAAAUGUGUGAUCAAUAUGUUUUGUCUUAGUCACGACUGUGGAUUGGCUUGCAGGAUCCUUGCGAUUAUUGAUUAGGAUUUACGAAUUUUCAUUUUGAUAACUGGUGAUGAUUACAGUGAAACCAUAAUCAUGAGUUAAAAACUUGCGGCAUCAGCCAAGCUCAAUAGUUGAGUUAUGUACUCGAUUCUCUGUUGAUUAUAGGACACGUUCAUGUUCCACUUGUUUGAAACUUGAUCUUAUAAAUGGUUCUGACCUUCCUUAUCUGGAGUUUGGCUCCCUCCGUAAUCCCACCAAAUAACAUAGAUUAGCUUUCCGUCAUCACCAUUAUCGGAAAUUCCAUGGUUUCGUCAAUAACUCAGAAGUCUCAAACACUUGGAG
Molecule: messenger RNA, 1537 nt
Organism: Neltuma alba
Lineage: Eukaryota; Viridiplantae; Streptophyta; Magnoliopsida; Fabales; Fabaceae
Exons: 2
Coding region: 444-833 (129 amino acids)
Source: RefSeq, a predicted model, not a curated record